CCUAAACUAUAACAACCUAAUAUUAAUUUUAAAGCAUGUCUAUUAUUUUAAGUAGUUUAAUCACAGUAGUGCAGGAAUAACAAAUCUGUAAAUAAAUAAAUCCUCCAUCCUUAAUGUUUGAGCAUAUCGCUCAUAUUUUAAAUUACUCUAAGCGGUGUCUAAUAAAACUAACAACUUUAUUUUAUCCUGUGGAGGGCUUCAUCUCUAAUUUCAUAAAAUAGAUUUUUUUUAAAUUGAAUUGAAUAUAGUUUGUAUGUUCGCUGGCUGCUGUACUGACAUUGAGUAUCUUGUUGAGCCUCUGCCAACAUCAUCGAGGCGAGAAUCUGAGGUGUGCAGCUAGACACGGACCACCGGCGCUCACCAGAGAGAAUGAGUAAAUAAAACUCUGGCACACAUCCCAAGGGUAAAAGAGGACAUUGUGUAUCAUGCUGUUCUGUUAACACUCACAAAAACUUUCACAAUUAGACAUUUUAUCUCUGGACAAAACAGAAAUAGAUCACUGUAAUGGUUUUAUUUCAGAACAUAAGUUGCAAACAUGUAAAAAACUAACUUCCCAGUAGGAGCUUUGGCAUAAAAUCCCCACAUAUAGAAACCUGAAAGUUUGCUCCAGUUCAAAGGUGUUUCUCACUUCCACUUUUCUCAACUCUUCCAGUUUUUAUCUGCAGUUUAGGAAAAAGAAAUCUCAGCAGGCACUAAACUUUUGCUUUCUGUAUCAAACAUCGAGUGACUCCUCCACAUCUUUGUGUGAGUCCUGCAGAGAGAACUUUCUGCUCUUUUCUGUCCUCGUGCUCUGAUCGGCAGGAGGCACCUUGUUCCUUUAUGAGCACCUAAAGGUCAGACCCUGAUGUAGGCGCUCAGCGCUGAGAAUCAACAGUUGUGCCAGUUUAAAAGGACAUCAGAGCUUCUGCCCUACAGCCCUGCUUUAGGCAAGAUUAAGACGUGGGAUUGGUUUGUACCAAACAACUUUCUGUGUUCCUUUUUCUCUUUAGGUGUUUGCAUGUGUGUGCUUGUGUCUGGUAACACGAGGGUGUGUGUAAGGAUUCCUGACAUGACUAAUCAGCUAUUAUUGUUUGGAAACGUUCAGUUUUUGUUGUAACCGUUUCCCAGAUGGAGGCUUAACUCAUCUCUGGAGGUUGUUUUUGUGCUGUGUUUGGAGGCGACAUGGCUUCAGGUGGAGCGGAGAGAGACGACGGAGGAAUUUCGAUGGACAUCGACGAUGUGCACAUGCUCCUCCAAGUGGAGCAUGAGCAGAUUCAGAGAAGGACUUUCACCAACUGGAUAAAUGCUCAGCUUGCAAAGAGAUGCCCUCCUUCAUACGUGUCGGACUUGUUUUUGGACCUCCGAGACGGUUUGCUGCUGCUGGACCUGUUAGAGGUGAUGAGCGGCCAAUCGAUGAAAAGACAGAGGGGCCGAGGGCUUUUUCAGCAGAGGGCGAACAUCGAGGCAGCACUGGACUUUCUCAAGAAAAAAUCUAUCAAACUGGUGAACAUAAACAUCCCAGACAUCAUAGACGGUCGGCCGUCCAUCAUUCUGGGCCUCAUAUGGACCAUCAUUCUCCAUUGUCACAUUGAGGAGCUAGCCAGCGUGCUCUCCUUCAGCUCCCAUCAUUCCUCUCUGGACUCGCUGGCUAGCCUGGACUCCUCCAGCAGCCCCAUUCCAACCAGUCCAGCGCCGGCUUCACCGCUUUACAGACGCUUUCGCAUUUCUGCCAAGAAGACGCUGCUCAUGUGGGUCAGAGACCAAUGCCAAAAGGUUAAUUGCUCUGUCAGUGUGAAGGACUUCAAGUCAAGCUGGAGAAGUGGAGAGGCCUUCUUGGCCAUCCUGUGUUCCCUCAGACCCGAUCUGGUGGAUCUCUCACUGGUCCAGUCCAGAAGCAAUCAGGAGAACCUGGAGGAAGCGUUUCACUUGGCUGAGAAGGAACUCCGCAUCCCCCGCCUGCUGGAUCCUCAAGAUGUGGAUGUUAAAGAUCCAGAUGAGAAGUCCGUUAUGACCUAUGUGGCCCAGUUUCUACAGUAUUCCAAUGACAUGCCAGCACCGGAUGACCGCCUGCAGCUGCUUCCUGUGGUUCAGCCCUCUGUUUCCUCACCUGCACGCUUCAAUCCAGCUCCAUCUGUCUCGCCGCUACACCAGAUGCUGACCUCUGGAGGGUUGCUGCUCAUGCAUAAGGUUGUGACUGAGUGGCAGGAUCUCCAGGACUUUGAUGCAGAACAUCAGAAGAAGUCUCCUCUGCAGCAUCUCAGCACGUCGUGCACGCAGGGCAGGACCUCCGCUGCCCUCAUGCAUAGCCAGGGAAUUAUUAGGAGGUUUACUCCCCAAACUCAGGGAUGUUCCGAAGAGCGGCAGCCAUUUGAAACUGCCUCUCAGGCACACAUAGGUCUAGAUACAGGAUGUUUUGUUCUGGCCAGAACCAAAUAUGUGGACCAGAUUGGAAAUGUUAGCCUGCAGGAUCCUACAAAGCUGCACACAAUCACAGAGGAUAGACAAGCCAUUGUUGCACCCCCCGCAGCGAGUCGCUUUCAACCUGUAGCCCAAACUGAACGAGAAGCGGAAUCUGAGACGAUUUCUAAACCUCAAGCUUCAACUCAUCAUCCUCCUAAAAGCCCCUCGGUUUUUGGAUCAACGUCUCUAGAGAGUCUAGUCGUGUCUGCACCGUCAGCUGGUUUAUCAGCCCUGCACGCUCAAAAUAUCAGACACGAGUUCAGAGCAGCAGAACUGAAAACUUCUCAGCGCCCUGCUGCUCCACGGCCACCGGUCGUGAUCCAGAGUGAAGUCCAGUCAAAGGCCCGGUCCAUGGCGAGGAGCAGACUGGAGAAGAGCCGGCUUCAUCUGCAGAGACGCAUCCAGCAGGCCACGAGGUUGUUCGGUGGCAAAGAGUUGACCGAGUCACAAGUCAAGAAGAAGCAGAAAGCUCUAAAACUUCUGCAGCCUGCCUCGCUCGCAGAGUUCCUGAGUGCAGUGGAAGCUUUUGGGGCUUUCUGCUCAGGACCUCAGCUGCAGGACUUGAUGCUCGUCUCUGACUCAGUCCGAACCCAGUGGGAGGACGUGUGCAGAGAAAUGGCUGCCUUUGUUCACAGCAUCAAGUCUAAAGUCAGAGAAGAAAAGCAGCCAUUUUCUGUUUUGCAAUGUGAAAGGUUUACUAACGCUGACCAGACUGACCAUGAGCAGCAGCAGAUUGCCGCCCAGGGGUCUUCACCUGCUGAGGAACCUUUUGAAUCUCUCAGAGAUAAGAGUGGAACGUUGACAUCAAGCAGACCUUCUAGCCUUGCAACAGAAGGCAGGAGACGGCAGCUUGAGGUAAACACCCCGCUGAGUCCGGCUGACCCGUCUGCAGAAGCGCAGCCGACCGACGGUCUGAAACCAAACAGGGAUGGAGCAGGGCGACGUGUCCCACCCGUGGAGGAGGCUGUCCAUGUCCACCGUAAAGACCACAUCCUCAAAGGAGGCCAGGGCCCCCUGCAGCAGAGUGGAGGCUCGUUUCUGUGGGAGGAAACGCAGAAACUUUCUGUUGGAGGCAAAGAGCAGCUGCUGAAAGCUCAGCUGCUGCACGCCACAGAGAGCAGCCGGGAAGCACAGACUCACAUCCAGGCUGUCGUCAGGAGCAACAGUGUGGAGGGCAAACGGGAAGCAGAAUGGACCGUGAUCUCGGAGUCAGCCGUCCCACCACAGGAGGAGCAUCCUGCAGCACUCACAAUGGCAUCUCUGGAGAAAACCGCUGGCUGGACAGAGUCUGCAGGUGAUCAGGAGGCAAUCAUUAGAGAAAAACUGGACCAGAUCAUCGGUCGGUCUGUGGACAUCUCUGCUCUAACCGUACCUGACGCUGCGCUGCUUUCUGACCUGAAGGAGAUUGAGGACAAGCUGGAGGCUGGAAUGAGGACGAUCGCAGAACAAAGCAGAGAGGAGGACAGACGAGGGCCUGCAGCCACGCCCCAGCCAUCCCUCUCCCAGCCCAUGUAUCGUCUGGAGCAGCUCAGACAGCUGCUGGAUGAAGUUCAGUCAGCUGUCCUGGCUCUGCAUCGCCUCCUGGCCACCCUCCGAGAUAUCAAGGCUGAGAUUCCAGCCCUGCUGGCAAACCAGGACCCCAGCAGGCAUAAAUCUGAGCCGGACCAGGAGGAGGAGAGGCGUUCUUGGCAGAAGGCGGUGCAGAAGUUGAAACAUGCAGUGGAACAAUCCUGCGUGGUUGACGGUCGUUUACAGGCGGUGGGGGUGACGCUCAACAUGGAUGGUGCACCUGUGACCUGCCAGGAUGUGGUGAAAUCUGUUUCCCAGCUGGUGAUGGCAGCACCACACCGAGAGGAGCAGCUGGUGUUUCUGGGAAGAAUGAAAAUCCGGAAUUUAAGAGAUACACAAAAGACCGGGACAGAGUCGGCACAACAAAGUGUGGAGCGUUCCGGUUUGAGUGCAGUGGAGAAGUCCACUCUGGAGGCGGAAAGAAGGAAGCAGGUGGAAGUUUGUGCAACAAAAAUACAAGGAGAGGAAGAGACUCAAACAUGUAGCUCUGAGGCUGGCCUUCUAAAAAGUAGAAAUCCGAUCCAGAGGAGGAGCAGCAGCUGGAUUGGGAGGGAGCAUAAUGAGGGUAUGGCUCAGAGGAAAGACACCUUGUUAACAAAUCUGAGGGAGAUUAAAGGAGGUUCUGAGGAGCUGAGGCUGCAAGAACCUUCCCUGCCUGCUUUGCAGCACAGGACCCGCGUGUUGAUGGAGCUGGAGAGUGGUCUUGCGGUCCUGGUCUCUGAGAGGCAGCUCCUACGUGAUGCUUCUUCACAACCAGGAAGUGCUGAUGAGGAUCAGACCAGAGAGGUGGAGGAUCUCUGGCAGGAGGCGACGAAAUCUGUAACCGAACGGCUGGAGCAGUGUAAUACCCUAAUGGAGCUGCUGAAGAAGUUUCAGAAGAUGCACGGUGGGCUGAGUGCAACACUACAGAGGGCUGAGAGCACAGUCAGCGAACAAGCGUCCUACGUUGGGAGAGAUUACCUGCAGAGACUAAAACCUAGAGUGGAUGCAGCAAAAGCUGAGCUGAAUGAUCUUGGAGACGAUGUUGAGGAGAUUCGCAGCAUCUGCAGACAGCUUCAAUCCCUCCUGCGUCAGGUACCAGGCUGCACCGCCACGCCAUAUGAGAGGGAAGCCGAGGCUCUCAUGGAUCGCUGGCUUGAUUUAUCAGAACGUAUCGAUUCCCACCUUGAAAACCUCCAUCUGUGCUCGACUUUAUGGGACGGAGUUCUUCAGCUGGGGACAGAAGUGGAGGAUUGGACUGAUGCCAAACUAUCAGAGUUCACCCAGAAUCCGUGUUUACAGUCUGAGGACGACAUCAAGGCUUUGCAGAACGAGAUUAUGAUCCAAGAGGAAAGUGUUCAUCGUUUCCACCAGAGAGCUGCUGAGAUUCAGUCACUGCUUCAAAGCUCAGAGACCCCUCUGGAGCUGCAGGUGGUGGGAAGCCAGAUGAGACAGAAAAUAGAGCAGCUAAAGGAGGUUUUGGCUGAAGCCGAGGAUGUUUAUAAGCAGACGGUGGCCACUAAAGGACAAAUUCAUGGGAGGAUAACGGAGUGUCUGAACUCUCUACAGAAGAUUCAAGACUCCCUCCGCUCCCUUGCCGGCCCAGAUGUUGCAUCUGUUCUAGCUAAACUUAAGGAGUUAUGUCUGCAGCUGCACACUCAGGACGAGCAGUCGCAGAGCUUGCUGGAGGACGUGAACGUUUUAGCCUCCGUAAUCGGUCCUGUGGGCCUCCAGAAUCUGUCGGUCAGCAGGAAUCAGCCGGAGGAGAGCGUUCGGAACACCCAUCAGCUCUUGUCUGAGGUGGAGGAACAGACUCAGAAAAGCGUCCUGGAUCUAGACAGGCUGCAAACGGAGAGAGAACAUCUGGAAAAAUGGUUUCAUGCAGCUGAGGAAAAGGUGUUGAAGGGGGAGGAGCUCAGUGUCCUGCAGGAGGAAGCAUCUCAACAAAGUGUGAGGUCAGACCUCAUUGCUCAGCUUGUGUUGUCCCUCAGGAGCAGCAGCCUUCAUCAGCUGGAGCUACUGGAGCAGAGCUGCAAACUGCUGGGACAAUACCACAACUUUCACUCACACAUACAAGGUGGCUCAGAGGCGGGGCAUCGCUCCGUGAACGCGGAUUUGGAGGAGUUUCAGCUUUUGUCUAAAUCCGUGCAAUCGUGGAUGGAAGACUUGAGAGGAGUUGUUGAAAGCAGCGGAUCCCAGAGUCCGGUAGAGCAGAGACUUCACUCUGCCCAAGUUGUAUUAACCGUGACAGCAGAGUGGGAGGCUCGCCUGGAAAAACUCAGAGUUUCUGGAAACCGUCUGAAACGAAAACUUCACAGAGAUGUCCUGAACCUGGAUGUUCAGGGGACUAUCCAGAAAGCAGAAGAUCAGUGGAGGAGCCUCUUCCAGUCAGUUCAGCCCUGUUACAGGGUGCUGCAAGAUGAACCAGAGCUCGUCUCUGCCUACCUGGCAAAUAGAGAGGAUGCUCACCUCAGACUCAAACAGCUGCAGCACCAAGCUGAGCAGCUUCCUGCUUCCUUCUCCUGGCCUGGUGCAGCUGAACGUGCAAAAGCCUGCCACCGUGCCCAUCAGCUUCUGGAAGAAUCCAAGUCACUCCAGUUGACCUUUACUGGCCUGGAUGAGAAGAGGAUGGAGCUGCAGGAAAAAACCAGCAGCAUCAUCUGGAAGGAUUCCUCCUGGGCUGAUUUAGACCGCCGCUGGUCGGCGCUGACGGGAAAGCUGGAGUGUUUGCAUUCCCGCCUGGAGGAAGGUCUGAGUAAUGAGGAACACUUCAGCCAGUUGCUGCCGGACUGCCACCAUAAUUUGACAUCCCUGCAGGAGAUGAUGUCUGUUUGUCAAGCCCGAAAAGACGAAUCAGAUGAACUGAACACUGAUGUAGCAGCUCUGGAGCUUUUGCUAAAAGACACCGAAAAAGAUCUUUCACAGCUGGAAACCCUCAGGGACUCCCUCACAACCAGUUGCACCGCUGAAGCCCGAGCCAGCCUUUCUGAGAAUGUUGGUGAACUCCAAAACCACAAGAGGGCGAUGGAGAGCAGCAUCUACAAGCAGCUACAAGCAGCACAGCUGAUGGAGAAUCCGAUAAUCCAGCAAGUUGGAGAAGAAGCCUCCCGUUUACAGACGGAACUAAGAGGUCUCGUAGGGAAUCUGUCUGGAAUGAUGUCGCCAGAUAUCAGCCAGCUGACCCAGCAGUGGUGUCUGGUACAGGACUGGGAUAAAAGGAUGACAGAGUUGGCUGCCAGAGUGAAUGACCUGCAGAGGAGGAGGAGUUUAAAUGUGGGGCUGGCUUAUGAGGAGCUCAACAGACUGAGCUCAGUUUUGUUGCAAAUGAAGCGGGAAUGUGCAGAAACUGCUGCAGAGACCGUGAGAGGAAUCAUUAACCAGCUGCAGCAAUGGAGACGAACGCCACAGGCCGAUCUGGGUGAAGGUUUCCUCCUCCAACAAGCACUUUGUGAAGUUCUGUCCAAACAAAACGUUCUCAUAAAUUGUUUUGGAGCAGAAGUGACGAAAACUCUGGUAAAAAGUGCUUCAGAUGCUCUCAUCGAGAGUCAACCUUCACUCAAUUUACCUGAAUACCCGGUUGGUCACGUUCACAGUCGAGUGCAAAUAGAAUCACCAAACAGAAGAGCUGAAGACAGUUUAAGAAAUGAAGAUAAAACUAUAUUUGGUGAAAGAAAAAGCCCAAGUUCCUCUGCGUCUGCCGUAGCGGACAGAAAUAAGGAAGCAGACCAGGAUCACGACAACCACAAUGUUCCUAAAGGAGUUUUAAAAAAGCAUCUUCCCCCUUCAGGAGCAACAGCCGAGGGAGCUGGUGCUGGAAAACAGAAUCUAGCAAACAUUUUAAACCAGAAAGACGUUUCUGAUGCAGAGAGCUUAAUCAAAAUGAACAAAGAUGAUGCCUCGAUGCCCAUUCAGGCCCUGUGUUCAGAAGAUCCAGAUGAUUUAGAAUCAAUAACUCCAUCAGCUUCACAAGAAAUGGACCUCAAGCUUCGUCUUGGAUCAACAGAUGAUGAUGAUGAUGAUGGAGGUAAAUCAUGCUCCGACACUCAAAGCGGCGUGCAUGGGAAGAUUUCUGACCAUAGGUCUGAGUCUGCAACACAACCACCCAUUCCAACUCCUCACAUUCCAGAACAUCCCAACACACUCGGGGUCCUAGAUGAUCAAGAACAGGAAAAACGUUACGAAACCACAAAGAGAGCUUUUAAAGUUGAGUUGGACUCACUGAAAUACACGGAUCCGAACGGUCUGUGUGUGCUGCAAUGUUCUCGGGGAGUGGAGAGCUGUGAUCCUGCACAAUCAUCUGGGCUCUUCUCAGCAUCAGUCAAUCCAGAAUCAGGCCAAUCUGACUGGAAACGCUGCAAUCCGGCCGCAGUGUCAGCGAAAAUCAAAGAAGGGACGGAUGGGGAAGUCGGAGAAUCAGAUAAAGUAUUUACUGUGGUGCUGGAGCUGCAGGUGUGUGAUGUGGAGCAAAGGGGGGGUGCUGAGGCUGGCAGGUCUGAUGUUUGCAGGUGGUCACAUAAAGCUGAGCUUCAUGCUGAAAAGCUGCAGAACUCCUUGGUGUUGGCAAACACAGACAUGGAGGGGGUGAAAGAGAAGCACACGACCCAUGAAUUAAAGCCCGAUGAGUCGAUGAGCUCUGCUGGUGCAUGCCUCCACAGCGUUAGACCUUCAGCUGAAAGUUUGUCAGAUUUCUGUUUAUCUGAGGGACAAACGGACACCUCCGUCCUUUCUACCUCUAACGAGUCUAGACAAACACAAGAAGACGCAGCUGACGCUAAACAGAACACAGGUCCGGCAGGUGAGGAGAGGACCCGUGGAACUCCAGCAGGACAGGAAGCAGCACCACUGAUGAAUGAUGAUGAACAGAAGAGACAUGGAGCGCUGCAGGGAACGCUGUUGCCACGGGAACGGGCUCUGAUCCAGGGAAGCAUGGAGCCUGAGAGGACGACGCCGAGUUCACCAGAUGAUCUGAGAGCUGCAGGUGGCUCCUUCAAACACACUUUCACCAUGGAGGAUCUCUUAUCUGAUGUUCAGGGCUUGGUGGAAAGAAGCAGCAUUAUAAAUAGAACCUCUCAUGCUGAUUUAAACUGGUACCUGAAGUCCUCUCCCAGUGACGCCGACGUUGGAUUAGCUCGGACUGUCCAACACAUUUUAGCCUGUCGGUAUCAACCUGCUCAACUCCACGUAGCUUCCAUGGUUAAACAGCUGAAGGAAGCCCAGGAGUACAAGUGCUGUGUCCAGGACCAGGUGGCCACCAUGGAAAGUUAUAAAGAGACAGUAUCGGACCAAUGGAGGGCCGCUCUGCUGGAGGCUUCUGCCACGGUGCAGGUGAAGGCAGCACAACUGGAUCAGGUGAAAAAGUAUCACCUCCAGAUGAGAAUCACCAGGGCUUUCCUGGAGGUCGUAGCAGCCAAGAAGGCAAAAAUGAGUUUAGAGUCUUUGGGAUACAGCGCCCUUCUAGCUGAACAUCUUCAUGCACUUUUUCAAGCUAUGGAGCAAAAGAAAUCAACGCUAGAAGAUCUGCACCGCUUAAGUGGCCGACUUUCAGUCCACCUGAGUGACGCUGAGAGUUCAGGAGCUCUCCUGGCUCAGAUCGGGGAUCUCCAGGAAGAGUGGAGGCUUCUGAAAGGGAGCAUCAAAAGAGCUCUUCAAGACGCAUCAAACUCUACAUCUCAAUCUUCGCUUGUUUUAGAAGAAGCUAAACAGCUUAAAGACCGACUCGAAGCUUUUCUGGAGUCUGAAAAUGAAAACUUAAGUUCUUUAGAGUUAGUUUGUCUGACCACAGACUUAAAACUGUACAACCAGCUUUACUUACGUUUGCAGUCCCAAUCAAAAGCUCUCGUUAGUUUCUCUCUGGGUCCCAAAGAGAAGGAUGAGAUUCAAAGGAACCUUCAAAAAUUGGGAUCCUUACUUGGUGUCUCUAAGAAGAAGCUUGAGUCUUUGAAGCAAAGCUGUGGGAAUGUUUCUUCACGUCCGAUAGAGAAGCAGCUUCAAGAACUGACUGUGUGGGCCAAAGAGGCUGAAAACCUUAUUUCUACUGGGCAAAAGUUAGCUCUGUUCCCUGAGGAGGCUCAAAUCCAGAUCGCUGAAAUGAGGAAAUCCCAAACUGAUAUUUUAUCUAGACGAGCCAAGAUGCACUUACAAGUUGAAGAGAUGACAAGUGACCUCACCGAUAUAGAAACUGAAGAUGGGGAAGUACUGAAGACCGUUGAAGAUUUGUACGAAACUAUCGCUGACAGUUUGGAUCAAAUCGUUGAGUCCAUGAAGAGAAAGCUCGGUGAAAGAGAAACACUUUUGGAUGAGUUUGCUCGCCUGGACGUUUGGCUAGCUGAAACUCAUGCUAAAAGAGAGCCCUGCACGCACACAGAGAAUGUUUCCAACACUGACAUCAGUGAACUCAGAAGUGAGCUGAAAAGCCACAGACUGGUCACUGAGGAGAUACAACACCAGCUAAAACUGGUGGACACUUUGUCAGAAAGCUGCACAAAAAUAUCCACAGAGCUGAGUCCAGGAGAGAGCCGCUACCUAGUCAACCGGCUCUCGGGCCUGUGGACAGAUCUAGACGGACUGCUAGCACACAGGAAAGCCACAAUUUGGGAAUUAGAGGAGCUGAUUCAUGAGCGAACCUAUUCAGAUGACGAGUUUUCUACUAUACAGGCCAGCUUAAAGCGAAUUUCAGCUGAUUUAGGACAACAGAAGUUCCCUUUGAUUCAAGAAACAUCUUCAAGUGCACAUUUGAAGCUAAUGGAGCAUCAGUGUCAAGCUCAAGAGCUUCAGCAUUGCAAAGAAGACGAGCGAAAUUCCUUGCUGUCUUCCAUCAGUGAACUGCAAGACCGGUGCAGAGCGCUCAGAAUAAAAGCCGUUGAGCAAGAGAAAUAUUUACUCCUCAUGAAACAAGUGGAGGAAUCGGUGGAAGUUGCCAAAAGGAAAAUCUUGGAUGCUAAAAAUGAAACGACCAGUGUAGAUGAGAAGUUUAGAUUGUGCCAAACUCUCCUGGUUGAACUUCCUUUGCUCAAGACGCGAUGUAAAGACGCAGCACAUCAACUGGACUCCAUAGCUCUGGACUUGCAUCCAUCUGAGCUUAAUCCAGAAAAAGAGAAGAUUCGUCUCACAGCGGAGACUCUGACCUCCUGGGAGCGUUCAGUCACAGACGACAUCAAAGCCCUGGAGGCCGAGCUUCUGUCGGGUCUGCGGUUUUACUCUGAGCUUCCUGCCUUCACAGCUCUGCUACGAAGAACAAAGGAAGAACUAGGCAGAGGGAAACCAGUCCAUCCCAGUGGGAACACCAUUGAUGUCACUCUGCAGAAGUACUGUGUCAAAUGCAGAAACAUAGAAUCAGGGUUCCGACUUUUGGAGGGUGUGGCGCAGAAAGAAAAUGUAGACUUGAGAAACUACAAGGACUUGUUUCGUCUUAGAGACGAAGCCAUGGAAGAGUGCCACUCGUGGAUGGGCAGCCUUUCUGAAGCUGCAGACUCCUUAAAAGACUAUGAAUGGGCAGCUCAGAGCGCAUUAACCUUCCUUAAAAAUGCAGAAGCGACCUUCUUAUCGGCUCCAGGCGGGUUCCCCAACUGCACCGAGGAACAAAAACGGAUCCAACAGGCUUUAAAAGACCUUGAAGAUGGGCUAGAGUCCCAUAUUUGCCACCUUGCAGACAGAGUUCCCCAGCAGCGCUGCCUCUCUGCAUCAGAAACUGAAGUCCUUCACAUCACCGUCCUCAGCCAGCUGCUGGUUGGAAGAGCUGCACUGGAGGCUCAGGCACAGCUCAGACUGGAGAGCCUGCAGAGAUGUGAAAUGAGGCAAGAAAGCCACAUAAAAAGUUAUGAAGAUGUUCGGCUGCGAGUUUCAGAGUUUGAAGUUAGGCUUUCAGAGUUGGCCUCUGAACACAAGACGUCGUACGAUGAGUGCCUCGCCCAACAGAGGAGCGCCACGCUUCUGCUGGAAGAUCUUCGUGGCCUCGUAGAGAAGAUGGAGGAUCUGAGAGCUGGAUGUCCGAUGCAGGGUUGUGGGGUUGUAAAGGGUGGCAAGCUUGGCGCCCUCUGGAGGCGAUGGGCGUCAUUACGGAGAGGCGCAGGUCUCCUGGUGGCACACUUGGAACAGAAGGCAGAGGAAUGGAAGGACAUCACUACAAGUUUGGAGCAGUGUUGCAGCCACCUUUCCAGCCUUCAGGCCGAGGUUCCGGACUCCUCCACUGUUGAGGACUCCCUGGAGCUUCUUGCCCAGACUGAGAUGCAUCAGGCAGGCUUGGAGCAGGGGCAACGAGCCUUGAUGUCACUGGAGCGUCGAUUAGAGCAUGCUCUGAACAUAUCAGCCUCCCGUGGUCUGAUCGACCCCGGACCUGCUGGCAAAGCCCUGAUGAAGAUCCAGGAGGACGUGAGGAGCCUGAUGGAGAGAAACCUGCUGCUGGUUGCUGCAGUCAAAGCAGAAGAAGAAGAGAGAUGGCAUUUCCAGGAAGAAAUGGAACAAGUGGAGAAAUGCCUGUUUGCUAUUUUACCAGAACUGGAAGCGUGUUCAGAUCCGAGCAAAAGACAGGAGCUCCAACAUGAUUUUUGCUUCCUGAAAAGCAAACUUGAGUCGAUUAUGGACAGCCUGCAGGGCAAAUAUGCAGAAAUUCCCGCUGAUAUCAGGAGGCAGAUGCAACAAGCUGAGCGGUCUCUGCAGAAAACCGAAGAAAUGCUCUUGGAGAGACAUGACCCGUUUAGGAAACUCGGUAGUCAAGUGAACGAGCUGGGUUCUGGUAUGGGGAGAGUUGAAUCCUUGCUGGCGCAGAGAAGUCCAACCCUCACCGAUGCUCAGAAUGUGCUCAAGAGGGUGUGGGACGAGCUGGAUGCUUGGCACAGCAGCUUGAUGCUCCUGGAAAGUGAAGUCCAAGACCUGGCAGAGGACCGACCGAAUGAAGCCCAGCUCCUCGUGGACCAGCUGACGGAACCACAGCAGCUGUACCAAAAAGCAGCGCGGAAGGCCGAGGAGCGCACCACCUUCCUCAGCGAGAUCCCUGCCUGUCUCCAGGAGUUUGACGAUAUUGUCCAUAGAGCCUCCUGCUGGUUGGAGGAAGCCCAGUCGUGGCUCCGAUCCCCCUGCUACUUCACAGCAGCCAGAAGUUUCUGUGCUCGUGCAAAGCAGUUACAGCUGGUUCUGGAUGACUCUGAGACGAUCAGGCACGCCCUGCUGAAGUUUAGGCCGGUGCUGGCUGAGAUGUCAGCGGUGUGUGACUUCAGCGUCCAAGAGGAGAGGCUGGACCAGACUGACCAGGAUGUCCACGACAUGCAGAAGUGCAUCGUUAAGCCUCUGGAGCUGGUCCUGCAGGCUGUUGCAGUGGUGGAGGAUAUUGAGGAGGACAUGAAGAAGAUGGAAGACGACAUUACUAACAUGACUAUGUUCUUGUCGACGGACCUCAUGGACGCAACAUUAGUGGAACAUCUCCACAGUCGACAGGUGAUCCUGAUUAAUGUGAAGUCAAUGCAGAGGAGAUUAAAGAACAUGGAGAGAGCUCAAAAGGAGCUCCAGCUCCCAGAAGGAUCAGAGCAUCUUCAGGUCUUCUCCAGAGCCAGGGAGCUCCUUCAGCAUCUGGAGGAGCUGGAACAAGCCACCAAAGAGCAAAUCUCACAGCUGGAGAGCAAGAAAAGAGAGGAAGACGAGGGUUUUCUCCAAACUUCAGUCUCUAAUUCUCCUGAAGGAACGUCAUGGAGGAACUUUAUCCGGGAGGCCCUUGAGGUGUCUUAUUCGGAGGAAGAGGAGGAUGAAGAGGAAGAGCGUUGUCACUCUUCUUCCUCCGACACACUAACAUGCAGUGUUCCAGAGGACCUAGAGGAGACGGUCCGCCUUCCUGAUGUGCCGAGUGAAGAUGUGGAUGAACGGAAGCUGCUCACACACAUCAGAAAGCCAGAAAGUCACGAGUUAUCUUUGGGAGAAGAGCCAGAGUCCACCACAUCUGUAGAGUCAGAUCACAACUUUGGAUCUAAAUCUAAUGAAACUGAAUUAUUCAAAAUGGACUCAGAAGAAGAUAAUCGCCACACCUUUAGUCCUGGAACAGCGACAGACGUGCAGCUUAAAGCUGCUGCUGCUCCUGACCUGCACAAGUCUCCAAAGCAGGAAACGGUCAACACGGCCUUAAAGUUCCCUUUGCUGGAGGAGAUGAGGCUGAUGCCUCCAAGACCUAGAACUCCUUUCUCUGUUGCAGAAGCUUCAGAUGAGCUCCCAGAAGAGGAGAUUCCUCUUUCAUAUCUGAAUGCCUCCUGUCAGCUGGAAGGGUCUGUGAAGCUUCCUGGAGCUGCAACCAGCUCCGCCGAGCACGAAGACGACGACACAAAGAGCCAACGUUGGCGUCGACUUCAUGUCCUGGUCGCACAGAAACUGAACGCUUUGAGAGGCGUUCUGGAGGAGCAGCAGGAAGAUGCAGGAAACGAUGAAAAGGUUGAAGAAAAGAAGCUGCUGAUGUCGGCGGGUUCUGCUUCUGGAAUUCUGCAGCAAGUCGAAGAAUCCAUUAUGAUGCUAAGACAAAUGGUGAAGAGUUCAGGUGGUUCACAUCCUGACAUGGAGGGUUUGUGUGAGACUUUAUGGGGAGUCCUCCUCUCUUUGGACCCUUCUACCAGCUCGGCUCAUGGUGGAGAAGAUCAGGACGAUCCUCACCUGAAGCUGCUCAAACAGGAGUGUCUGUCAGCCCAGUUGAUGACGUUGACCGAGCUGGUGGGUGAACUGGAGUCAGAGAUCAGGCCUGUGCAUCUGACAGAAGAUCCAGAUGCUCACAGAUGUUUGACCGGCCUGCAGGAUUGUCUUCAUUCAGUCCAGCUUGUCCUAAUGUCCUCUCACAAACAUCCAGGCCUACAAAAUCAACAUCAGGAGCUUUCCUCCAACCUGCUGCUUCUGCUGGACCAGUGUGAAACAGGACCAAAUGACCUCUUCCUAAGUCUGAAGAACGCUCCUAGUUUAGAGGACGCUCUGAGCAGACAUCUGAGGAACGGUUCAGGGGAAAAACUCCAGCUACAAAACGCCUCUCAGUCGUUGCUUCGGGGGAUGGCUCGACUUCUGCAGCUGGGCGAUGAAUGCUUAAUAGAAAGACGGAUGGGCCCGGUUCCCAACCGCAGCAGACUUCAAGCUGCUCUCUGCAGACACCAGAAACUCCUGCAGGUUCUCCGGUCCCAGCUGGCUUUUCUUCAGUAUCUAUUCCAACAUGAACCCAAUGGCCUCCAGGGUCAAGAAGAUGAAUGGAUGCAGCUGGAAGUCCGGGCUAAAGCUCGGCAGCAGCAGGCUCUAGAGCAGGAAGUGGCUUCUGAGAAGAGGAUCCAGGAAUGGAUCUGCUGGGAGAGUCUUUGUGCUCGACUGGGUCGGGUGUUGGAUGAGUCUGAAACCAUUAUUAGCAGAGGAGAGCCGGAGGGAGAUGAUGAUGAUGAUGAUGAUGAAGAGUCGGUCCAGUGCAGGCUGGAUACCUGUGAGCUGACGCUCCUCCGGAUGGACCAGAGCAGAGUCCUGCGGGGAGAGUUCCUGGAUCAGAGGGAGCUGCUGCAGGCAGAACCUUGGUUCCUCGUCUCGGUCAGUCAGGCAGGUGGCGCUCUGGAGCUGCGAUGGAGAAGCUCCUACAGGCAGCUGGAGAAAGAGAUCAAACGGCUCAGAGACCUCCAGGACAGCAGGACCAGAUUCCAGUCUGACUUCUCUUUGGUCAGUGAGCGUCUGCUCGGUGCCAGCCAACACCUGAAGACUUUGUCAAGCCUGGCAGAUUCCUCUGAUCUAAGUCAUGAUGGCGUUCAGAGCAGUUUGGUGAAGCUGCUGGACAUCUCCAUGGAGCUGGAGGCUGCAUCAGCGCUCAGAGAGUCCGUAUCGAAGGACGCCGCGCCGCUUCUCCACCUGAGACGAGCUGAUUGUCUCAAAUUGAGAACUCUGCUCUCUCAGUUAGACGCCAGCUGCAGCCAGAUGACCUCUGACCUGUCCCAGAUUCAGGACCGUCUCCAGCAGGGUCUGCUGGUUCUGCAGCCGCCGCUCAAGCUGUUGUCUGAACUGGAAAACUGGCUGAAAAAAGUCGAGUCUGAGAUUAACCGGGGGAGAGAACGGGUCCGGGAGGCCAAAAGUGCUGCACAUUUUGCAGAAAUCCUGCAGAAAUAUCAGGUUUUGAGGACAGCUGUGGCCAACGUGCAACACCUCCUUGAUUUCAUGUCGCAGCCUGGACCUCAGAUGGCAGCAGCAGACCUCCAGGCUCCCGGCUCGGAGCGCUCCACGUUUGCAGAGGGUCUCGGGAAUGCCCGAUUAGAGUGGCUGCUCCUUCAAAGGGAGCUGGAGACACGGAUUCGUGAUGUUGAGCACAUCCAUCACGCUUGUGCAGAGCGAGAGGCACAUCUGCAGAGACUUCACGGCUGGAUGGAGGAGCAGAGAAAGCAGCUGCAUGAGUGGAAACGGCCCACCAGUCAAACUCUGGCUCAGAAGACUCUUCUGGAGUGGGAGGCUGUUGAUGGCAGAGUGAAGGAGGUUUCUGCAGCUCUGAAGGAGUUGAGAGAAACACGAGUUUAUUACAAGAACAGUGAAAAGCACCCGAGUGAUGUGGCCUUCGCUGAGCGAACAGCGUGCGUUAGUCAGGCCUGUGUGGAUCUCAGUAAACAGAUGGAAGCUCUCAGACCAGCUCUUCAGGAGGUGGUGGAGGAGUGGACUUUGUUCCGAAGAGCUCUGGGGGAUGUUGCUCUGUUUGCCACCAGGGUGCGCUGUGCCCUGCAGCGCCAGAGAGCUCCUUUCUUCUCACUGAAGCAGGCUGAGGGAUGCUCAGGCUUCCUCCAGGAGCUGCAGGUGAAGGUGGAAGCAGAGCAAGAGCAGCUUUGGACCGCUGUGGAAGAAUCCUAUCGGAGGCUGCUGGAGACGCUCCACGAAGGAACGGCUCAGGCGCUCGGUCAAAAGGUGGAAGAAGAGCGGAAGCGCUGGAAAGAAACUGUGCAACAAGUAAAAGACGAGCGCAUAAAGACCGGCGAGAUCUUCUCCCUCUGGAAGGAAUACAGCCAGCUUUCAGACGGUUGCUCUCGCCACCUGCAGCACCUGUGGCACGAGUGGGAGGAGUCAUCGGGCUCUUCACCUGAGAAAGACCCGCAAGCCCUUGUUUCUUCUCUCAAGAAGUUACAAGGUGCUGCAGAAGAGCUGCAAAGCGGCGUGGGAGGUGUACAGGCAGCAUCAAAGCAUCUCAUUGGACGUCUCGAACCGCUGGCUGCAGGUUUAAUCCAAUCAGAAACCAGGCUGCUGACGCGUGACGUCCUGCUGCUGAACCAGGCGAUAUCAGGGAAAACGGGAAGGGUUCAGGAGGAUUUGGAACAACAAAAACAUUUUCAAACUCAAGCGGAUGCUGUUGAGGAACAGAUGAGGAAGCUGCUGGACAAACUCCAGGCCGACAUGCCGGAAACCGACUCUGGCAAGCAGGUUCUUUCAGAGCUCAGUCAUCUGGUACCAUUACUAGUUUAUAUUAGGGAGACGAGUGGCGUCGUUACCCUUAACAACCGGGAAGUAGAGAGGGUCCAGUCGCUCUGCAGGCAGUGGGUGGAAAGCAUGAAACGAGCAUCAGACAGAAACAGACAUGUUCACGAUGAGCUUCAGCCCACCCAUGACUUCCAGGAGAAGUGUGAGGAACUGAAAUGGAUCCAGGAGAAGCUGGAGCGAGAGUCUGUGUGCAGAAGGCCUCAGAGUUACUCCGACCUUCUGGAGAUGCUUCCUGUGCAGCAGAGGCUGCAGGCUGAGAUCAUCACUGGGAACCAGGUGAUGCAGGAUCUUCUCUGUGAGGCCGUCCGGUCCAUGGAGAAGGAAACCGGAGAGAAAAGAUCUGAAAUCAUGAUGCAGGCAGCCUGUAUGAAGAGAAGCUGGUUCGGUUCUUUGGCUGUGACCUACCAGAACUGGAUCUCCACGAAGAACCAGCUGCAACAGUGGGGACUCUACCGUCGUGGUUUGAAAUGUCUGACGAAGCUUUUGGGGGCCGUGGGCUCUCUUCUGCCUCCCACAGGACCCUCUCAGUACACGCUGCACCAGCAGCAGAGCUGCAUGCCUCUGUACCAGUGUGUUGAAGACUUGCUGAAUCUGCACUCCGGUGUGCACGCCCAGACCGUAGAAGGUGGCAAACGCUUGUGUGAAACCAUGACAGAGUCGGAAGGUCAGAGCCGGCUGCUGAUGGAGCUUCGGGAUGUAGAAGAGGCCUGGAAGCAAACCAGCGAAGAGCUAAAGACAAAUAAAAAUCUGAUUUUUACUGCUGUGCAGAUGUGGGCUCGGUGUCAGGGAGCGAUGAGCAGCAUCCAGUCUCAGCUGGAUGCGGUCAGGCAGCAGCUCACCGGGAGGCCAGGAGGAUCUGAAGAGGAGACGCUGAUCCAGGAGACCGCGCUCUCUCUGCAGCGUUUGGCCACUGGACUGGAGGAACUGGCCACCAUGAAGACGGACCUGUCCCAGUACGUGGCGGCCAGCGACUCGGCUCUGCUGGAGCAGCAGCUGGAGCAGCUCCACUGUCAGUGGGAAGAGUUGUGCAUGAAGGUAUCUUUACGCAGGCAGGAGAUCGCCGACCGCCUCAACGCGUGGACUAUCUUCAACGACAAGAACAAAGAGUUCUGUGAUUGGCUGACUCAGAUGGAGAACAAGGUGUGCCAGAGCGGAGAUCUGAGCAUCGAGGAGAGGGUGGAGAAGCUGAAGAAGGACUGUAUGGAGGAAAUCAACUUGUUCAGCGAGAACAAGAGCCACCUGAUGCAGCUGGGAGAGCAGCUGCUGUUGGCCAGCGACGAGGCCAAGCAGGGCCAGGUCCGCGGGUCGCUGCAGGAAGUAAGUCAGCGAUGGCGCAACCUCUUUCACCACGUCGAGUCCAGAGUGAAGAAGCUGAAGGAGACUCUGGCGACGGUGCAGCAGCUGGAUAAGAACAUGAGUAACCUGCGCUCAUGGCUGUCCCGCGUGGAGGCCGAGCUGUCCAGACCCAUCACCUACAGCGUCUGUCACGAACAGGAAAUCCAGAGGAGGCUGGCUGAACACCAGGAGCUGCAGAGAGACAUCGAGCAGCAUACACAAGGUGUUGCGUCGGUGCUUAGUCUGUGUGACGCUCUGCUGCGGGAUGAAGAUGCUGCUGGUGGGUCUGAGGCGGAGGGCGACUCCCUGCAAGAAACCAGCCGCAGUUUGGACCAGCGAUGGAGGACCAUCUGUGCCAUGGCUCUGGACAGAAGACUCCAGAUCGAGGAGACUUGGACCCUCUGGUGCAGAUUCCUCAACGACUACUCCCGCUUCGAGGAUUGGCUCAAGAUGGCUGAGAGAACUGCUGCCAACCCCAACUCCGCAGACGUCCUCUUCUCUGUCGCCAAGGAGGAACUCAAGAAGUUUGAGAGUUUGCAGAGACAGGUUCAUGAGCGCCUGACUCAGUUGGAGCUAGUUAAUAACCAGUACCGCCGCCUGGCCCGGGAGAACCGCACAGACAGAGCCAGCCACCUCAAAGCCAUGGUCAGUGAAGGGAACCGGCGCUGGGACACCCUGCACCACAGAGUGACCGCCAUCCUGCACAGACUCAAGCCCUGCCUUUUCUUACCGUCCCCUGUCCCUCAGUAUUUUACCAGCCAGAGGGAGGAAUUCGAGAGCACCAGGGAGAGCAUGCUAGUGUGGCUGACAGAGCUGGACCUGCAGCUCACCAACGUGGAACAUUUCUCAGAGAGCGACGUCCAUCAAAAGAUCCAACAGCUCAAUAGUUUCCAGAAGGAGAUCACCCUGAACACGGAGCGCAUUGACAGCUUGAUAGUGUUUGGAGAGGGUCUGAUCCAGAAGAGUUCACCGCAGGACGCGGCGCUGAUAGAGGAUGAGCUGGAAGAGCUGCACUCGUAUUGUCAGGAGGUUUUCAGCAGGCUGGUCCGAUUCCACCAGCGCCUCAGCCAGCCCCCAAUGAUCACAGAGGAACCUGAGCUGACCUUUUCUCUGGAGACCAGCUUGGAGCUGAUUGAACGACCAUGGCUGGGGAGGAGCCAAGGAAGCCUCCCUGCUACACCCACUCACCUGCUGAACUCCCCUCUGGAGCGUUCUGGUCAGGAGACUCCUGUGAGCGUUGACUCUCUCCCUCUGGAGUGGGACCACACGGUAGACGUGGGGGGCUCGUCACAUGAGGACGAUGAGGAAGAGGAGGAGCAAGACGAGGGCGCCUACUUCAGUGCACUAUCAGUUUCAAGCGGGUCCCGGUCUCUUCAUGACUAUCCCAUCUGGAGGUCACCAGAAGACCCAGAGGAUCAGGUGGACUCGAAGGGACACCCUGAGGCCACUCCCACCCUUACCAGCACUCCCCUAAAGCAGAGCUAUCUGUGCCUCACGUCCCAGUGCAGCGGCAGCAUCGAGAACAUCAAGAGAGUCUCUCUGAUCCUGGACGACGAGCAGCAGCAGCAGGAGAUGGGUCUGACGGAACUGAGCGCCGCAGACAGACAGUCAGGUGUGAUUGAACGCUGGGAGCUGCUCCGUGCUCGGUCCAGGUGCGGUCAGCAGGAGGAGCCUCAGCUGCUCACAGUUGGUCUGGAUGACAUCACUUCCUGGUUGGAGAUUGUGAUUCCUGAAUUGGACCGCCUCCUGCAGUCUGACCCAGUAACCAGUAUAGAGGACAUGGAGGGCCGAGCCAAAGAGCUGAAGGAGCUGGAGAAACAGUUUUCUCACCACAAGUCCAUCAUGCUGACUGCCAACCUGCAGGCCAGAGAUUGUCCUGAUUUACAGGAGAAACUGGUGGGAAUGAACCGAGGCUGGAGCAGAGCUUGUACUGGACUCCAGCGGUGGGACAGCAGCCUGAGGAGGAAACUGACUCGCUGCCAAGAGUUCCACGAGCAGCUGCACUCUCUGCUGCUGUGGUUGGCUCACGCAGAGAGCCGAUGCCGCAGCGUGGACGUAAACCUCCCAGGAGCGAGCGCUGGCGCGCUGCAGCGACACACCACCACACUAACUGAGCUGCAAGAGGAGCUGUGCAUCAGGGGGACCCAGCACUCCUCGCUGCAGGCGCUGUGGUCUCAGCUGCAGCCUGAAGCAGCUGCUGACAGCGAUGAAGCUCAGGAGAAGAUCCAUGUAACGGGAAAAAAGCUGAAGCAGCUGGUGAAGCAGGUGGACCUGGACCUCCACGUCCUGCAGCAGCGGCUGGAUUCAGCAGCUGACCUGCCCCAGGAGGCUUCACAGAAAGGAUCUACUCAAAGGGAGCUGAAAGCAUCCUCCCCACCUCCAUCCUUCUUCUACCGCCUCCUGCGGGCGGUUGUCCCCCUGCAGCUCCUGUUCCUCCUCCUGCUGCUCCUCCCCUGCCUGAUCCCUCUAUCGGAGAGCGAUCACAGCUGCACAGUGACCAACAACUUUGGACGGUCCUUCUACCCCAUGCUCCGCUACACCAACGGGCCCCCACCCACAUGACCUGCAGCGAUGAGAAAAACAAACUGCUCUGGUAUUUUCCUGUGGCUUAGCAGCGUUUUCAUGUACAGUUUUCUAGUAAUAAAUUAUGAUCUCACCUGGA
Molecule: messenger RNA, 21421 nt
Organism: Nothobranchius furzeri (turquoise killifish)
Lineage: Eukaryota; Metazoa; Chordata; Actinopteri; Cyprinodontiformes; Nothobranchiidae
Source: RefSeq, a predicted model, not a curated record